Messenger RNA from Peromyscus leucopus (white-footed mouse), 355 nucleotides. RefSeq names its product 60S ribosomal protein L37a-like. Gene Ontology annotation, molecular function: structural constituent of ribosome. Lineage: Eukaryota; Metazoa; Chordata; Mammalia; Rodentia; Cricetidae. The record is from RefSeq and is a predicted model, not a curated record. Gene Ontology annotation, cellular component: ribosome. Gene Ontology annotation, biological process: translation. The transcript has 2 exons.
AUGGCUAAAUGCACCAAGAAGGUUGGGAAUCACUGGAAAAUAUGGACCUGCUAUAGUGCCUCCCUACAGAAAAUAUCGAAGAAAAUUGAAAUCAGCCAGCACACUAACUUGCUCCUCUGUGGCAAGACCAAGAUGAAGAGACAGGCCUUUGACAUCUGGCUUUGUGGUUUCUGCAUGACAAUGGUGGCUGGGAGGGCCUGAACCUAGGACAACACCACUUCUGCUGUCGCAAUCAAGUCUGCUGUCAGAAGACUGGAGGAACCGAAAGAUCAGGAGAAAUGCUACCAUUCGAGACUUGCCUAGCCUGUAAUGGUUAAUGUACAUUUAAAAAGAAAAAAGAUUUGUAACCACAUGC